AUGGCGGUGAGCGCGAACCCAUCGGGCCCUCCCUCUCACCAGACCGCCGGCGACGGCGCCGCCGGCGGGAACUCUACUGACUCCAAUCCGGCGGCGGCGGUGGCGGCGUCCGACAAUUCGGCGCCGACUCAGGUCCUGAAGCACAACCCAGGUUUGGCGGCGGAGUGGACGCCGGAGGAGCAGUCCAUCUUAGAAGACGGCCUCACCAAGUAAUUCUUUUUACGGCCGAAUAAUUUAAAAUUACCCUCUCAAUCUUUCUUUUUUGUCUCGCUGAUUCGUCGGAUUGAUGUUCUUUCCGUGCAAUCCAACUCAGGGUCGUCCUCCCCUUUUGCACAAGUGAAUAAUGUAACCUUUAUUCUGUGAUUUAGCUUACUUUUAGCAGGGUUUGUUGUCUCUUCUUCACCUGGUUUUCAGGUCCUCCCUCCUACCCACGAAGCAUUGCCCACUGGCGUCUGUUCACUCUCUGUUUAAACGAAGUCAUGUAGCUGUGUUCCUCGUAAGAUAGACGCCUUCUGGAUGUUGAGGAUGAUGUCAAUCCGCGCCGGACAAACCCUAGUGAGGACAAAUCCGCCCGUGAGCAACCCACCAUUCAUCAGACAGAGCACGCCCCUUUGAAUCUCAUGAACAUGAGCUAUUUUUCCAUCAUAUACUUUCUACUAUAUUUUCUGGAUUAUUUAGUGGUACUGUCUAUAGUCAGGUUUUAUUUAUAUACUGGAAAACCCAUUUGAAAAUCUUCUAAUGCGUACCCUUAUCUUAAAAAUAUUUCCUAUUAUGUUUCCGUUAUCAUAAAUUACUACCUUUAUUUAUCUGUCACAAGUUGGGAUUUGGAAGAAAUGCUCGAGAGAUCAAAUACCUGUUUCCAAUCGAUGAACAUGUUAUCAUUAAAACAGCAGGCCGCAGAAUUUAUGCUUGUAUUGGUGGAAUAAUUUUAUUGAUAUUCUCCCUUUUUCUUCUUCUUCGUCUUCUUCUCUUAUGAUUUCUAGCUUUCUAUGAUUUUUGAUAGCUAAUGCAUUUCAGGUAUGCUUCGGAGCCGAGCAUCAUCCGUUUUGCAAAGAUUGCCAUGUUGUUGAGCGAGAAGACCGUCCGAGAUGUGGCCUUGAGAUCCAGAUGGAUGACUGUGAGUAGUUCUGUGCCAUUGGUAGGUUGCUCAUGGUGGAGUUAUAAUCGAAUUUCCUCUGCCGAUAAACCAAUAAAAAGGAAUAAUAAUAAUAAUAAUAAUAAUAAUAAUAAUAAUAAUACCUGUUUUGGAUGUUUCCCUUUGCCGGUAAUUUUCAUUUGAGCUAUUUGGAGGAUGAUAUCUACAUCGACCACUGCAGACUCCUCUCUUUUUAUGAGCCUCUUUUAUCUUUGAUUGAAAUUUUUUUCAUAAAAUACUGAUGGGCACUCUAUGUUCGUUGCCUGGAGUUUUUCCGCCCAUUAUUUUAUUGGUUUUAAUUAAAUGGAUUUAAGGAAAAAUCAUGGCAAGAAGUAGGAACCAAAAAAAAGGAAAAUAAUUUCGUGAUGGGUUUUGAUUAGAAGAGCUUUGUUCUAUGAAUUUAUUUUUUUUCUGAAAUUGAAGUGGAAUAAAUGCUGAUUCUAUAGCGUGACUUAUCAAGGCUCAUCGAAUCUUUGAAGCUUUUAUGAGCGGCCGUAUUUUUACAUUUAUUCUGCUUAUCUUCUCAUACAAGAUUCUUUAGAGCCCCCUUCAUAGAUUAACCGAGGUUUACCAUUCAGAUAUUAAAUAUUGUUCACUUCAGAAUCUUAUAUUUAUAUUUAUUUAUAUCUAUUUAUAUUUUUAUAUUUCCGAAGUAGUUCAGUUGCAGGUUUUUUUUUUGGGUAUCAGGAGCACAUUAUUUUGCCAAAUUUUUUUAUUAUCAUUUGAGUUCAGAUCUCCAUUUUAUUUGAUUGUUGAAGCCAUAAACCCUAGAAAAAUGACUUGAUCUGCUUUGAUUUAUCUCGUAUACUGCCUUUGUUCCCUACCCAGAUUCCUGAACUAUACUAUGAUAAUUAACCGAUUUAAUGUCGGAUCGAUUGAACUAUAUUAUGCUCUAUGAGAUGGAUAUAAUCAUGCAUUUGAGAUUUGCUCUGGUUCUUUGCCAAGAUUGACCAUUCAUGCACAUAGUCUACAAGCAUGGCUUCUUUAAAGCAUAUGCUGAAACUGUCACAUUCUCCCAAGUUUAUUCCCUUAAAUGGGAAGUAUAACGAUGGGUCUGAGCUAUGUGCUUUGCAUGUGAUGGGAAUCUGAGUUUUUUAAUGGAGAGGCAUGUGAUCCGUCUCAUGAUCUGCCUGUUUCUGUGCAGAGAAAGGAAAAUGGCAAGAGGAAGAAAGACGACCAUAACAGUUCCAAAAAGAACAAUAAAAAGGUGAGGGGAUCGCUCUUGUACAUGUAUAUAUAUAUAUAUAUAAUUAUUUUCCUGCUAAAGAAAUCUGAGAGAGAGAGAGAGAGAGAGAGAGAGGGGGGGGAUAGCAAGAGGAAGAAAGACGAUCAUAAUAGUUUCAAAAAGAACAAUAAAAAGGUGAGGAGAUCGCUCUUGUACAUGUGUAUAUAUAUAUAUAUAUAUAUUAUUUCUUUCUUUCUUUAUUUAUUUAUUUUCCUGCUAAAGAAAUCUGAGAGAUAGGAAGAGAGAGAGAGAGAGAGAGAGAGAGAGAGAGAGAGAGAGAGAGAGAGAGAGAGAGAGAGAGAGAGAGAGGAAAAUGGCAAGAGGAAGAAAGACGACCAAAAAGGUGAGGGGAUCGCUCUUUUAUAUAUAUAUAUAUAUAUAUAUUAUAUUUUUACUGUUUUCCUGCUAAAGAAAUCCGAGAGAGAGAGAGAGAGACUGAGUGUGUUGAGUCUGCUUUUCAGGGGGUAUCAGAUACUUCAGCAAAGGCAUCUCAGAUGGCAACGCGACCUGGUGUCCCCCCAUAUCCACUCCUACUCCCGAUGGACAAUGAUGAUGAAGUUUCAUCCAAGGGUAUUCCAUCUAUGCUCUCUUCUAUUAUGCCAUCAAAGGAGAAUUUUGAGAAUUUUAGAGAGAGAGAGAGAGAGAGAGAGAGGGCAUUGGAACAUGAAUAUGACGUUGCUGUUUUUUUUCCUUUUUUGGUUAAGAAAUCAAAUUCAUACCCUUUUUCCCUGAUCAGUUUCUUCGUCUGAGGCUGUCUUGACUUGGGUCUCAAUAGCUUCUUUCAAAGUCUGUGCCAAAUGAAUUGGCUUGCAUAGCCGUCUAGAUUCAUGAGAUAAAUCCCUGUUUUCUCCUCUGCGUCCCUUUUUAUAGAUAAAUUUGGAUGGAAUUUUUAAAAAAAUAAAAAAAUAGAAAAAGAGACAAUGUUAUUAUAUUUUUGCAGCAAUCGGAGGGGCGACCGGGGAACUUCUAGAGCGGAACGCUCAGUUUUUCAACCAAAUAUCCGCAAAUUUUGUUUCUUAUCAGGUAAAGUGUGUGGAUUAGAUCCAAAAGGGUCUGUUUUCCAGGCUCUUAGAGUUAUUUAUUUAUUUAUUUAUUUAUUUUAUUGCUGAACAAAGAUCAACUUAAUGCAUUAAAUAUUGCCGGACUACUUAUAGGUUACUUAGGAAAAUAAAACAUAGAUAGAUCUGCCCUUGUAGUUCAUAUUUUAUUGCUAUCAUUAUUAUUAUUUGUAUUUUCUCUUAUUAUUGAUAGAAAAAAAAAUUGAGUUUUUCCAAGAAUCUAUAUGAGUAUCCGCUCAUAGAUCAAUCUCACUCUAUUUCUCUCUGCUGCAGGUACAGGAAAACAUUAAUCUUUUUUGCCAAAUACGGGAUAAUAUCCAAACCAUCAUAAAUGAGUACGCUCCUCUCCCCUCUCUCUUCUUAUUUUGCCAUCCAUCGCCCAUUCUCUCCCCUCUGUGAUGCCCAUCAAUGGAAUUGCCCCAUCUAAGAGGGAGAGAGAGAGAGAGAGAGAGAGAGAGAGAGAGGGGAGAAUUUUCGUGACUAAGCUCAUAUUUGUGCCCUGUUCUCUCCCUUGAAUGGUGAGCUUCCGUUGACUUACGAUGCCAAUUCCCAUCCAUCGAUGCUCAUUCAUCUUCCACAUCCAUCAUCUACUCAAGAACCCUAGGCGUGGUGCGCAUUCCAUGGGACGAAUAGUUGACCAGAUUUGAUCACGAUGCAGCAUGAACGAGAGCGGAGUGAUGGAUCAGAUGCCGGCCCUGCCCAAGGUCAACGAGGAGCUCGCCAAUUCCAUCAUGCACACCGGGAGUUCCAUGCCGAUGCAGUCGUGA
Messenger RNA from Spirodela intermedia, 4185 nucleotides. The record is from the annotation of a GenBank genome assembly. Lineage: Eukaryota; Viridiplantae; Streptophyta; Magnoliopsida; Alismatales; Araceae.